AUGAUUAGUAAUCCUAGUGAAACAAAAGUAUCAAAUUUUGACGACUUUUCUGUGUUUGAUGUUACUCCUGAUCCAGAUGAAUUAGCUAGAAAACAUAAAAAACCAAAUGAUCAUGGAAGUGUAUCAAUCAAAGAGUUAUAUAGAUAUGCAGGUUUUAUUGAUUAUAUUUUAUUAAUUGGUGGAAUUAUUGGUGCUAUGGCUGCAGGUGUUUUACAACCAAUGCAAAUGUUGGUUAUGGGUGAUAUGAUGGAUACAUUUGAUACAUCUUCUAUGCAAAAUAUGGAUUUUAGUAAUAUUUCAAAAGCAGAACAAAUUGAAAUGAAUUAUGAAUUAACUGCUUCUGUUGCAGAUACUAUUAAUGACCUUGUAUUAAAGAUGAUCUAUUUUGCUAUUGGUACAACUGUUGGUAUGUUCUUAAUGCAUUUCUGUUUCUUUGUAUUAUCUGAGAGACAAGGAAUUAAAAUUAGAAUGUUAUAUUUCAGAGCAUUGUUAAGACAAGAUGCUGGUUGGUAUGAUUUCCAUGAAUCUGGUGAAUUAACUUCUAGAAUUGCUUCUGAUGUCCAACAAAUUCAAGAUGGAAUGUCUCAAAAGUUUGGAGUUUUAUUCCAAACAAUAUGUGGUUUUAUUGCUGGAUAUGCAAUUGGAUUCUCUAAAUGUUGGGAUCUUACUUUAGUUAUCAUGGCAGUCACUCCAUUUAUGUUAAUUACUGUAUUAUUUUUAGGUUUCUUUGCAACAAAGUUUACUGCAAAAGGAGAAAAUAGUUUAAGUGACGCUGGUGCUAUUGCUGAAGCUACAAUUGGUAAUAUGAGAACAGUUCAAUCACUUGGUCAAGAACAUGAAUUUGCUGAUGCUUAUGAUAAAAAAAUGGAUUCAAUUAAAAAGUAUUAUAUUCUUAGAGCUCAAGUUGUUGGUGUAGGACUUGGAAUGUUAUUGUUCUUUAUGAUGGGUUCAUUAGCUCUUGGUUCUUGGUAUGGCUCAUUAGUCAUUAGGGGUAAAGGUGCAAGUAAAGAUUGUUCUGCUGGUACUGUUAUGGUUGUCUUUAUGUCUGUAUUAAUGGCUACAAUGAGUAUUGCCCAAGUUGCAAUGCCAAUCAAUGCUUUAUCUACUGCUCAGGCUGCUGCAUAUAGAAUUUAUCAAACAAUUGAUAGAAUACCAGAUAUUGAUUGUAGAUCUACAGCUGGAUUAGUUCCAACUGAGUGUAUUGGAAAUAUUAAAUUAGAAGAUGUUCAAUUUAGAUAUCCAACAAGACCAAAUAAACAAAUUCUUGGUGGACUUGACCUUGAAAUUAAGAAAGGAGAAACAGUUGCAUUAGUAGGAGCAUCAGGAUGUGGUAAGUCAACUACAAUUCAAUUAGUCCAAAGAGUCUAUGAUCCAGUUGGUGGAAAAGUAACAUUAGAUGGAAAUGAUUUAAGAGAGUUGAACUUGAAAUGGUUAAGAAAUCAAAUAGGAUUAGUUGGACAAGAACCUAUUUUGUUUGCAUGUACUAUUAGAGAAAAUAUUAUGCUUGGAGCUAAAGAUGGAGAAACACCAACUGAAGAAGAGAUGAUUGAAUGUGCUAAAAUGGCAAAUGCACAUGAAUUUAUUUCUCAUCUUCCAGAAGGAUAUGAUACAAUGGUAGGAGAAAGAGGAGCUGCAUUAUCAGGAGGACAAAAACAAAGAAUUGCUAUUGCACGUGCAUUGAUUAGAAAACCUACAAUUUUAUUACUUGAUGAAGCUACAUCAGCACUUGAUACACAAAGUGAAAAGAUUGUACAACAAGCACUUGAAAAAGCUAGUCAAGGAAGAACAACAAUUAUUGUAGCACAUAGAUUAACAACUGUUAGAAAUGCAAAUAGAAUUUGUGUAUUCCAUCAAGGAGAAAUUAUUGAACAAGGAACACAUCAAGAAUUAAUGGAUUUGAAAGCAACAUAUUAUGGAUUAGUUAAAAGACAAAGUAUGGAAGAAGAAGUUGAUCAAGAAACAGUUGAAAAUGACUUAAAGAAAUUUAGAGAACAAGAAGAUAAAGAGGCAGAACAAGGAAUACUUCAUAAAGAAGAGAGUAGUACAUUAGAAAGUAGUGAUGUUGUUGAACGAUUAACAAAAGAAUAUGAAGCUGAAACAAAAUACUUAAAGCACUCAAAUAGAUUUGUAUUAUUAAGAGUAUUAUUAAAUAAUUUCAGACAUGAAUGGUUGUUAUCAUUUUUAGGACUUAUUGGAGGAAUUGGUGCAGGUGCAGUAUUCCCAUUUUAUAUGAUUCAAUUUAUUGGACUCUUGAUGACAUUGAUGGGAAUGAGUCCUGAUGUUGAACCAACAACAGAACAACUCCAUACUGUAAGAAAUAAAUGUAUUUGGAUUCUUCUCUUUGGAUUAGCAGUAUUUGUAACAACAUAUAUGUAUCUUGGAUUAUUCUUAUCAGCAGGAGAAAAGAUGAUUGUUAGAUUAAGAAAAUUAUUAUACUCAGCAUUAUUAAGACAAAACAUUUCUUAUUAUGACAGAAAAGAAAAUAUGGUUGGUAAAGUUACAACUCGACUUGCAUCUGAUCCAACAACAUUAAAAGGUAUUUCAGGUGAACGAGUAGGUAAUGUUGUUAAUACUCUUUCUUCUGUAGGGUUUGGAGUAGGAAUAGCAUUUUAUUAUGAUUGGAAAGUAGCUUUGUGUGUUAUGGCAAUUGCACCAGUCUUAAUUGUUAUUGUCUUCUUAAAUGGAAAAUUAAAUUCAAUUCAAUCAUCUCCAGCAACUGCUGCAUAUGAACAAUCUGGAAUUACAUUAGUAGAAGCUGUUGAAUCAAUUAAGACUGUUCAGUCAUUAACAAGAGAAGAUUUCUUCUAUAAUAAAUUUGCAGCUGAUUUAAAACGACCCAAAAAGAAUAUCCUUCGAUGGGGUCCAACAUUGGCAUUUGUUUCUGCAGCUAAUACUUUUGUAACAAGUUGUAUUAGUGCCUAUUCAUUCUAUAUUGGAACUUAUUUAAUCAAAAAGAAGAGUGAUUAUAAUAUGGAAUUUUUACCAUUCACUGCUCAAUUUAUGGAUAGUUUUACUAAGAUGCAAAAGGCAAUGAUGUCAAUUAUGAUGGCAGCAAAUAGUUGUGGUAAUUUAGGUCAAAUGAUUCCUGAUGUUGGAAAAGCUAUUGAAGCAGCAAAGAAUACAUUUGAUGUUCUUGACAGAAAACCAAGUAUUGAUUGUUAUAGUGAAGAAGGUGAAACAUUUAAUGAUGUUAAAGGUGAAAUUGAAUUUAAAGACAUUUGUUUCAGAUAUCCAACAAGACCAGACAAUGCUGUUUUGAAAGGUAUUUCAUUUAAAGCAGAACAAGGAAAAACAAUUGCAUUAGUAGGAGCAUCAGGAUGUGGUAAAUCAACAUCAAUUCAAUUGAUUGAAAGAUUUUAUGAUCCAACAUAUGGAGAUGUAUUAUUAGAUGGACAUAAUAUCAAAGAUUUGAAUAUUCAUUUCUUAAGAAGUCAAAUUGGAAUGGUAGGACAAGAACCAGUAUUAUUUGCUGAAAGUGUUAUAGAUAAUAUUAGAAGAGGAGUACCUAAAGGAGUUGAAGUAAGUAAUGAACAAAUUUAUGCUGCUGCUAAAAUGGCAAAUGCACAUGACUUUAUUUCAGCAAUGCCAGAAGGAUAUAACACAAUGGUAGGUGAUAGAGGUGCACAAAUUUCAGGAGGACAAAAACAAAGAAUUGCUAUUGCACGUGCAUUGAUUAGAAAUCCAAAAGUGUUAUUACUCGAUGAAGCUACAUCAGCACUUGAUUCAGAAAGUGAAAAGAUUGUACAAGAUGCACUUGACAAAGCAGCAAAAGGAAGAACAACAAUUGUAAUUGCACAUAGAUUAUCAACUAUUCAAAAUGCAGAUCAAAUAUGUGUUAUUAUGAGAGGAAAAAUUGCAGAAAGAGGAACACAUCAAGAAUUAAUAGAUUUGAAAGGAUUUUAUUAUACACUUGCUAUGCAACAAUUUGGAACAGUUUAA
Molecule: messenger RNA, 3939 nt
Organism: Entamoeba histolytica HM-1:IMSS
Lineage: Eukaryota; Evosea; Mastigamoebida; Endamoebidae
Product: multidrug resistance protein 2, putative
Exons: 1
Coding region: 1-3939 (1312 amino acids)
Biological process (GO): transmembrane transport
Cellular component (GO): membrane
Molecular function (GO): ATP binding; ATP hydrolysis activity; ABC-type transporter activity
Source: RefSeq, a predicted model, not a curated record